This is a messenger RNA of Plasmopara halstedii, 1239 nucleotides long. RefSeq lists its product as uncharacterized. The coding region runs from base 1 to 1239 and encodes 412 amino acids. The record is from RefSeq and is a predicted model, not a curated record. The transcript has 2 exons. NCBI's taxonomy places the organism in Eukaryota, Oomycota, Peronosporomycetes, Peronosporales, Peronosporaceae.
AUGGCGUACUGCGGUUCUGUUGGCAGCGUUAACGUGCUAGCAAUUAUGAGCGCUGAUCUUUUCGAUGAAACGCAAGAGAAUCCGUUCCUUCUUCAAAGUCGAUCACCAUCGCCUUUCAGGUCAAAAAAGGGAGCUUCGCAGCAAGCUGCAUUUAUAAAUAAAGAAGCAGAACUACCCUGGAGUGAUACAUGCGGGUCAUUGGAAUACGAUCAUCAACCAUGCGGCACCGGGUUUUCUUUCAAAGAUUCGUCACAUUCCCAGCCAACUUCGCCGCAAAGCUCUGUUAGGCGCACUGUCUCCCUUGUCAACCCUGGUGCUACACCGCGUGGCAACUUAUCGCGUCGAUCAAGCAGUGUGUCUGAAAUUUCUGCUUUUCCAUCCUCCCCUGAUCAGAAUCACUUGGAGCAGAGAACUGAUAAGCUUGUAGACGACAAUGAUUUGUACAAACUGAUCAGCGCCUUAUCUCGUCUCGGACUGACGGAUGAUACUUCUGAAAUUACUCAGGACCAGCUUCGAAAGAUAAAUUUAAUCCUUUCGCGCGAAAAAGCGUCAGAUCAUGAGACGCUUGGAUCAGUGCGAGAAGGCUACUAUAGCUGCGAUGAAACCGACCGUCGUUCCAACAUGUCCAAAAGGAGUCUUUCGAAGAGGAAAAGUUCUUGCGUGUUGCGCCAAGAAUUGUGCACAUCACCUGGGACCGUCCCGUUUCGUACUGUAAAGAACCUGUUGCGCGGUGGCGGAGUCGCUGGGCGCACCACAUUGAAAGGAGGACCAGAUGCUCAACACUCGAAAAUAGCAAGCACAAUAUCUUCCCGUUUGAAAGUCAAUCAGAAGUUUGUGCGGCCAGCGAUUCUUACUGACGCUUUCAAUCGAGUAAGCGUCAUGAAGCUAGGUACGAGAUCGCUAAAAGUGCAGGCGAAGCAUAUUACUCUCGCCCAGCAGUGGGAUAAAGAUCUAUGCGAUCGCGAGGAGGUCGAUUCUGGCAUGCCGUCACCAAAAGGUCAGCUCAGAAAUAACUCUACUAUUACGUUGGACACCUUAGACAAAAUUGGUACACGUGCUGCAUGUCCUGUGCAUCUUCUUGAUAAGGAAAAGGCCGACUACUCUCGCGUUAGUGCUCGCGUGGACUGCUAUAAUAACGUCCGUAGUCCGAAGCGCAAUCUUCAGCGCCCGUCCACCUGGCUGGUUGGUGCUGCUCUAGAUGCACAUAUAACAUUACAUGAGAAGCAAAUAAAGCCUUAA